CCCGUCCCGCCCCUUGCUUUGGGGAGGUGGAGCCGGGCGCUGUGCGCGGCCCGGCCGCUUCCUGGUCACCUGAGGAGGAGGAAGGAGCCCGUUGAGGCUCUGGGGGUUCAGGUGGGCUCGGGACCGGCAGCCAGCAUGGCUUCGCUUUUUAAGAAGAAGACUGUGGACGAUAUAAUAAAGGAGCAAAACCGAGAGUUAAGAGGUACACAGAGGACCAUAACCAGAGAUAGAGCAGCACUUGAAAAACAGGAAAAACAGCUGGAAUUGGAGAUAAAGAAAAUGGCUAAGACUGGUAAUAAGGAAGCCUGCAAAGUGCUAGCAAAACAGCUCGUACAACUGCGGAAACAGAAAAAUCGAACAUACGCUGUUAGCUCUAAAGUCACUUCUAUGUCAACUCAAACGAAGGUCAUGAACUCUCAAAUGAAGAUGGCUGGAGCUAUGUCAACUACAGCAAAAACAAUGCAAGCAGUUAAUAAGAAAAUGGAUCCACAAAAGACACUACAAACCAUGCAGAAUUUCCAGAAGGAAAAUAUGAAGAUGGAAAUGACUGAAGAAAUGAUUAAUGAUACUUUAGAUGAUAUUUUUGAUGCUUCUGAUGAAGAGGAGGAAAGCCAGGAUAUUGUUAACCAAGUACUCGAUGAGAUUGGAAUUGAAAUCUCUGGGAAGAUGGCCAAAGCUCCAUCUGCUGCCAGAGGUUUACCAUCUGCAUCAACAUCAAAAGCUGCUACCAUAUCAGAUGAAGAGAUUGAACGACAGCUCAAAGCUUUGGGAGUUGAUUAGCUUGAUGACAAUAGUCUGCCUUCUAAUUAUUCAGCUGCAGACAAAUGUAGAAAGUGCAAAGACUUUUUCAAUGCAACUGAUGCCUAGGAAGAUUCUGAAGCUGCAGAAGUGACGUCUUCAAGCUGAUACUCUGGAGGGAGAAGAGACUACUUUGAAUCAACUGAUAGGGAGAAUUACACCUGCUGUGUGCAUUGCACUCCAUUGUCUUGACUAAAGAGGGAUAUAGCUCUAAUGAUACAUUUAUACACAGUCUGAAUUCAUUCUCUGUUGAACUGGAAGUUUUCUUCUCAGUUUCUUUUCUGCCCUUAGAAUUGGCAGUUCUGUAGCUGGUGGUGUUAUCUCCUAGGAUAGCACCUGUAUAAUAUAUGUCAUUUUUAUUAAUCUGUUGCUAUAGAAGAAUUACUAGUCUGUCAUCUUGGCAGAAACAAAACUUCACCUUUACUCUUAGCUGAAGUUAUUUUGUUUUGAUGAGAAAUAGCCUUGAAAAUCCAGCAGUUUAGGCAGAAAGAAGCAGUUUAUGCAUUUCUUUCAAGUUUCUGCAGUAACUUUGAGUUGACUAAAUAUCUGAUUAUUCUUUUUAUCAAAGGAGAAGAAUACAGUCGUGCAGUUAAUUCUACUGGAAAGGGAUUUAGAUGUUAGUGAACUUCAAUGCAUGAAAGGCACUGAUUGAACUCUAUUGUACUGUAACCUAAUAGUAUUCCUGUGCCUUUAUGUAUAUAAAUCUAGUACUCUUGAUUUUUAUUUUUUUUUUCAGAGUGAGUCUUUGAAAGGAGAGUAAACUAUAAGUAGGAUAGUUUCCACAAAACAUUAUGGCAAGAGCUCUGAUGAGACUCAGUCAUGUUCGGAAGUGCUACUUGUGCGUCUGCAGAAAGGACAUUUGCCUGAAACAUUUGUAUAUAUUUUACAGUAUUUCUUAAUGGGAGAUAACUGUACAUAGUUGAGUUUACUAAGAUACAGUUGAGCACAUUGGUGAUAAACUAAAUUAAAUCUCAGUUGUGAGGACAAUUCUGGAUGAUAACACAAUAAUUUCUUGUCAAAACACUGCAAUAAAAGCAUUCUGUUUCCAUGAAGGUUUUUUUUUCUAUGGUCUCUUAGCUAUCUCAGUGUGAUUCUGGCUUUAGGUGGACUACAUGCAACUAAUGAAAUAAAAACUUGACAUUUUUAGCAGAUGACUACGUCUGAAAAUGCAGUUCCCAGUUACAACUUCCCAGAUAGCAUAAAGUUCCUUUACUCUGCUGUAGAUAAUUUGCCUGGUUGUGCUGGUAUGUUCAGUGAACAGAAGCAACAAAAGCACUGUUGUUACAAAUUAAAAACUAAAAUACUUCUUAAGAUUGAAAGGCGAGGUACUUUGUACUUAUACUUUUAGGUACAAGUUUCUUAAAAACACUUUGCUGCUAGAGAAGGUGCAGAAGGAAACAUUAACGUCUGUGAAUCUAAUGUCAUACCAUGUGCUUUAGUUUUCAAGUCAGCAGAGGAAAAAAAAGUAUAGCAUGUUUUUUACAUGGAUGUUGAUACCAACUGGAGAAAGUAAGGGACGUGCUAUUAAUCUGUGAGGCAGUGGAUAUGAACAUUGAAGUUUAUUUAUUGCCUAUCUCUCUGAAAUGAUUUUUUUCUUUUUGAACAAGUUAUUUUGUAAAAAUCUAAUAAAAGGUGGGUUUUUUUAUUCCACAA
Molecule: messenger RNA, 2451 nt
Organism: Coturnix japonica (Japanese quail)
Lineage: Eukaryota; Metazoa; Chordata; Aves; Galliformes; Phasianidae
Gene: CHMP2B
Product: charged multivesicular body protein 2B
Biological process (GO): vacuolar transport
Source: RefSeq, a predicted model, not a curated record